This is a messenger RNA of Talaromyces stipitatus ATCC 10500, 1161 nucleotides long. RefSeq lists its product as uncharacterized. The record is from RefSeq and is a predicted model, not a curated record. Lineage: Eukaryota; Fungi; Ascomycota; Eurotiomycetes; Eurotiales; Trichocomaceae. The transcript is spliced from 2 exons. Bases 1 to 1161 code for a protein of 386 amino acids.
AUGUCAAACUCAAUGCAAACAGCAUCGGACCGUACCUUCCUUGCUGCUGCUAUCCUAGCAGCAGGUGCUUUCGUCAUCUCUCUCUUACAGCUCGUACUUCAAUAUAUCAGCUCAAGUGAAACACAGAACAAGUGCAACAGGGCAGCCAUUAAUUUCUCGGAAAAAGAUGUUACGCACAAGUGGUCAUUCAGAAGUUGGAAACUAAAAGUUUACUAUCCUGAACUUGACAUGUCGUGCUUCAGAAUUCUAGAAGCCAUGCAAGAUGCUUGGGAAUAUGGAAUAGACUACUCUAACAUCAAAGACUUUGCCUAUGAGCAGGGGAUGUGGUGGCACAUUCUCCAUGCUGAUGAUGAGCCAGGAUGGCGGAACAUAAGUGAUGAGUUGACCGCGUUGGCCAAAGACUCGGAUCAAGGGAACUAUAAGAACUACUCCCUUAUCAAAGAUUCAGAACUCAGAUGGCGAAAAAGGCUACGAUUUUGGUGGUGGAGGUAUCGCCAUCCGCUCAAACUCAUGCGUCGUCCGCGAGCUUCUUGGUCGCAAAUUAUAACAGCUUUUGGUAUUAGAAAUACCAAAUUACUGAAGCGGCGAGUAAUAGACGCAGAUACUAUCCCUGCUAGUAUGGACGUGCCGUUCCAAUAUGUUGAGCUAUCUCAGCUGGGUAGGCUCUGUGUAGUAAUGGGAUUCAAAGACAUUAUCAUCGACCCUGUGGAUCGGAACUUCUAUGCAACUGGACCAUCAAGAACUAUUACCACGCAAGAGAUUCCAACCUUUGGGAAAGUCCUUCGUUUCGAUGGCGAUACAUUCGCAAUCAAUUAUACAGUGGUUCGAGCGAAUAGUGUGGAAUGGAUGGGUACUAUGGCAAACAUAAGCUGUGGCGCAAUGUUUUUCGGAAGAUAUAUGUGUGGGCAUCUGGUUCAUCUUCCAAUUGAUCUUUUAGCGGAAGCGAUCGGCCUUGAUUCAUCCAUAUCUAAAUUCGACGAAGAUAUCAAAAAAUUCAUCGAAUCAGAUGAGGAUGUGGAAGACGGAUUUGCCGGGAAUCUGCUCAAAGAGGCCCAUAAUUUUCAAGAUCUUAUGACAGGGCUGCAGAAGUCUCAGAAUUGUGGUGACUUAUCCCCUGAGUACCCAGUAAGACCUUCAGCUUUGAUCAUCAUAGGAACCUAA